AUGGAGGGUUACAACGCAGUGAUAUUCGCCUGCGGGCAAACUGCCAGUGGAAAGACAUUUACCCUUGUGCGUUUUCACUCGGGAAAUGAAGAUCAGCCCGGUAUCAUUCCUCGUGCUAUGAAGGACGUCUUUGCUCACAUCCGUCGCACGUCCACACGUGAAUAUCUCCGCUGCUCCUACCUCGAGAUAUACAACGAAACCAUUUAUGAUCUGCUCGCGCCACCUUCCGCGGCUGCAACACAGCCCGUACAACUAAUUGGACAGGGCAUAUUGUCUCCGCUAAGAGAAGAGGUAGUCACCAGCUUGAAGAGCGUACGGGAGGUGAUGGAGAGAGGUAAGAGACAUCGAAGAAUCGCCAGUACGGACUGGAACGAAAGAAGUAGCAGAAGUCACAGCGUGUUCAGGCUUGUGAUUGAGAACAGGGAAAGA
This is a messenger RNA of Pisolithus orientalis, 429 nucleotides long. RefSeq names its product kinesin motor domain-containing protein. Lineage: Eukaryota; Fungi; Basidiomycota; Agaricomycetes; Boletales; Pisolithaceae. The annotation marks the transcript as partial. The record is from RefSeq and is a predicted model, not a curated record. Gene Ontology annotation, biological process: microtubule-based movement. The transcript is spliced from 2 exons. Gene Ontology annotation, molecular function: microtubule binding; microtubule motor activity; ATP binding.